UUGCUUUGCUUGCAGAGAUUAAUUAAUUUAUUCUUUCCUUCCGUCAAUUUAUAUGUGAUUAUGUAAUGUUCCUCUUCUCGUUGACGCCAACGACCUUAAUCGUUGGUUUAAACCGUCGGAUCCGAAUCAAAGAGCCAGCUUUGAACUGAAUUAUACUUUUGCCCUUGGAUUGGCAUCCAAGUUUCACAAAUUCUUGUCUUCUUCUUCAUCUGCGUCUUCGUCUUCGUCUCUGCAGCUCGGCCUUCUCAACUCCUUUACUAACGUGAGCCACUGGUGAACAUCUUCAUUCUCUUCUAACCAAUGCUGACCUCAAUUCUAUCUACUUCUUCUACUCUCUUCUCUCAUCCUUCUCCUGCUACUACCUUCUAUGCUUCUUCUUCAUCCUCUUCAACCAUUGGAGUCCUAUCUCUUUCUUUCUUCCCCAGAAACUUAUAUCCCAAAAUACCUCUGCAUGAACAACGAACCAGUUUAAGCGUCCGAUCAUCUGUUGCCAUUGAGAAAGAGACGCCACAGAACGAACGUCCAGAUACAUUUCUUCGUGAUACCGAUGGUCCAUCCUCCAUUAGGGCUGGCUUCGAGAAAAUGAUCAGAGAUGCUCAAGAGGCGGCCGAAGGAGGUGGAAAGUUUGAGGAGGAUGUGUGGUCCAGGCCCAGCGGUGGUGGCGGUAUCAGCAAAGUCUUGCAGGACGGUGGGGUGUGGGAGAAAGCUGGUGUUAAUGUGUCUGUUGUGUAUGGAAUGAUGCCACCGGAAACUUAUAGAGCUGACAAGGGUGAGAAUUCCACGGAAAAGCCUGGCCCGGUACCGUUCUUUGCGGCUGGAAUCAGCUCGGUUUUGCACCCCAAGAACCCUUUUGCACCAUCUUUACACUUCAACUAUUGGUACUUUGAAACAGAUGCUCCAAAAGAUGCUCCUGGAGCACCAAGACAGUGGUGGUUUGGUGGAGGCACGGAUUUGACUCCUGCUUAUAUCUUUGAGGAGGAUGUCAAACACUUUCAUAGGAAUGUGCAAAUUCUGUAGCUGCUGCAUACAUACCAAUUAUUGAGCGACGGAAGGAUAUGCCAUUUACAGAUGGGCACAAGGCAUGGCAGCAAUUAUGAAGGGGACACUAUGGGGAAUUCAACUUGGUUUAUGAUCGUGGUACCACAUUUGGACUAAAGACAGGUGGCCGUAUUGAGAGUAUUCUUGUUUCUCUCCCACUCACAGCAUGAUGGGAAUAUGACCAUAAACCAGAAGAGGGCAGUGAAGAAUGGAAACUAUUAGAUGCCUGCAUCAACCCGAAGGAAUGGAUCUAACCUCCAAAGGAUACCAUUGUUUCAUUUUGCCUGAGUGGUACCCAUCACAUGAAUUUUUCUGGAUAUAGUUAGCUGAUUAGAAAGGAGGAAUUGUAAUUCACUGAUAGAGUAGUGAAAAUUGUCAUGCAUAAAUUGUGGAGAUGGGGCGAAAAGUUCGUGUUUUGAUAAAUUUUGGUCAGUAUAAACUAAUUAGAUUUUUUUUUUUU
Messenger RNA from Macadamia integrifolia, 1498 nucleotides. Its product is annotated as coproporphyrinogen-III oxidase 2, chloroplastic. Gene Ontology annotation, molecular function: coproporphyrinogen oxidase activity. The record is from RefSeq and is a predicted model, not a curated record. Lineage: Eukaryota; Viridiplantae; Streptophyta; Magnoliopsida; Proteales; Proteaceae. Gene Ontology annotation, cellular component: cytoplasm; chloroplast stroma.